AUGGCCAGCAGCAGCGGAGUAAAAGGCGAGGAAUUGCCUAAACCCCUUUCUGCCAAGGAUUUUAUUAUUUCCCUGGGCAUGGAAAACGUGAAGAAUGUCGAUACAACCAAGGUCAUUACUCGUUAUACCUAUGUCCCUCCUGCCGAUAGUGUUCAAGAUGAGACGAAACCAAGUAGUGUUGACAAAGAGAGCUUGGCUGCACCGGAGCCUGAUUAUGUAAUGGAGAUAUUUCCAAAUAGCAGCCAUCGCGAUGGUUCCAUAUACAGCGGCACAGAUGAUUGGAAAAUCGACUAUCGUAUUGCUGACCGCAAUGAGACUUGGCUGGAGGCAAUGAUGUUUUCAGAUCCCACAGAUUGCAGAAUGCACAAUGGAAUUUGUGAGUCACAUGCAAGUCGUCACAUGUUGCAGUUUUUGUCAUUAAGGUUGGCUAAAAUUCCUGCGGAGCUUGGCUCAGUCGAGUUGUAUGGAUACUUCGCAGCCCGGGAUAAUAUGAAUCCAUUACUUAAUUAUAUCGUCCACUUUAGCAGGGAUGAUCCCAUCAUCGUGAAGCAGGGUUCUCUCAUCCACAUGGCUGGCCCUAAGCGAGCAAUCGAAUUGGUCGGUACUAUUCUAAUUGAAUAUGACAUGAAGAUCAAGGCAAGCGAACAUGAAAAAGAAGAUCUACAGGUGAUCGAUGGUAUAUCAUGCUUGGAUAACAUAGACACAUGGGAUCGUACCCCGUUCACAUUUCGCAUCCAAGGCGAUUGUGGUGCAAUUGAUGUAGGUGUCUCACGUCUUAGCUUUGCGUAUGAGGCGACCGUAGAAGUUGUUGUAUCACAAGUGCAAAGCAGUUUCAGCAUGUGUAUCGGUUGUUUUACCAGUGGCUUAGAUGAAGAAAUCCGGCUCUUUGAUGGUGCUAUUGGUGAGUCACGUGCCUUAAAGAGGUCUGUGGUUGCUGUAGCAAGCGAUGAUGAGAUGGAAUUGAAGUUGAAGGUAGCCGCUGACUCGGGCAUCCCUGCUGAAUAUAGCUGUUGCUUCCAGUCGAAGCAGCAUGGGUGUGCCACUCAAGAGAUAUACACUGGUUUUGCAUUAAUUGCAGUGAAGGUGACUUGGUCUACUUUGAAUAAGCCAAGAAAAGGCAAAGAAGCUAAGGCAGUUUAG
Molecule: messenger RNA, 1140 nt
Organism: Lolium rigidum
Lineage: Eukaryota; Viridiplantae; Streptophyta; Magnoliopsida; Poales; Poaceae
Exons: 3
Coding region: 1-1140 (379 amino acids)
Source: RefSeq, a predicted model, not a curated record